GUGAGGGGCCCUUCUCUCUCAUGUUAAACUCCUGAAAGGACCUCCGCGUUAUGCUGAACUACUUCUAGCACAAAUGAGAUACUCCCAUCUUGUUUAAUGGUGACGCUGAUUUCUGUCGAAAAAGAUCUGAGCGCGUUCGCGGACUUACAUCCGUGCUGAGCUAGUGUCUGGCCUCUAGUUCGCGUGUGCACGCUGGAGGUUUCAUAUACGUCACCAGGUAGAAGGUAUGGCACUUUCCACUGUGUGCUUCCGUAGUUCUACUGUUUCCUACACAUGCAGUCCCAGUCACAUUCCUGCUGCUUCCACCCCUGCCGAUAAGAUCAGAAAUGAGACUGCCUGGACGGCAGGCUUCGCGCGAACCCUUGAAAGUGCAGUCCGAGAUUCGUUAAUCUAAAUUAAAAAGUGUAAUGUUCGCUCUACACGUGUUCAGAUUUUGGAACGACAACGGUUGAUUGAUUGGCGUUGCAGAAUACUGAAAUUCAACAAUUUUAGCCGUCUUCAGCAUUCCAAUGGGGUGGCGGUGUACAACAAUCACAGGGAACUUGGUUGUGUGUAUGUCACAACUAAAGACGUCACUUAUGUGUAUCGUAUGAUCUGGCUAAACCAGUAAACAAGUUUUUUCAAUAAUGUUUGGUUUAGUGGAAAGGAACUCGCUCUACAGCUGAGCUUGAGUUACAUAGUCUCGCGUCAGUGCCAUGUCACCGUCAUGCCCAUGCAUCCACGGACCUCGCACUUCCAUUUGUGGUUCCGUACUCUGUGAUAAAUGCUUUCCGACAACAGAGUUCUCACGUCCUCUACUGAUGGCGUUAACUGGUGGCCUUAUCUUGGAUUUUCGCGGCUGAGGGACAUUUGAGUGUUGCUUACCCGCCUCAGUGCUUGUCAUUUCUAUAGACGAAAGUUGACACGCUGUGUAUCUAAGGACUGUGGCAUCCUGUGAUACCAGAGCUAUGUCACAGAGUGACUUGUUCCGUCACGGCGAAAUCAGUGCCAAAUCACAAAAAGCUGGGGUGGGAUUCUUGGUCAGCUUUUUUCGUUCGGAGGAAGGCCCCCAUAAUGUAAAUGAAGCUGAAGUUUGUGCCCCCGUGGAGGUGCAGUCUGAAUGCGACGACGAAGACUUUGCCAACAGCCUUCUCAUGGAUCUUUCCUCUCCCCGUAAGACUGGUGAUGUCUCCAGUUACUUCCCUGCGGACGAUAUCGUCUGCUCUGUAACGGCUGACAGCCCAGUUGACACUAAACACACCUUGGCCGUCUCACAUGCAGAGGAAGUUCGCGCAGAAAAGACAUCAUCUCGGGGAUCUGUUUGGGGUAGUGCCAGUUUUUUCGAAAGGCCACAGACACCUCCUGCGGCUCGGGAUGCGCCGCGGGUUUCUUCCGGACGUGCGGCAGGGACCGUUCUACAGACUAGACGCACACGCAUCCCGACAGGAACUCCAGGAGAUGCCUCCUCUGAUGGUAGUUCACCAGCGUGGAGGGGUAAGCAGUUCCACGUGGCUUUUCAAGGGAGUAAAGAAGUCACGGUUGUGGAAGAUGAAACUGCAUCAACUAGAAGUGAAACCCAGGAUGGGUGCCAACAACGUGAGGGUGGCACGUGGGAGCAGGCCAAAGAAAACUCGAUUUCAUCAUCGGAGUCGGUGGCUCGACCGCUAACACACAGUGCAGGCCCGUAUUUGAGGCGCAAAGGCGACCUCCAGAGAACGGUCAAAUCGGGUGUUUUUUUAACCGGGGCCCUGACUGUCCCAGUCGCGCUUGUCGCCAUCGCAUGCAUCUCGCCGUGGAGUUUCGGCUCCGGCUUGUCACUCCUUGUAGGUGGGGCACUUGUUUUCCUUUGUGGCUACUUCGGGACCACACUCAGUUCGCGACCACUCCUCAUUGUCUACCUAGCACUGCUCUGUGGUCUCCUGGCUAGUCUUCUUGUAGCGACUGUAUUCAACACCCACCUCGCCGUUCAAGCGUUUAGAGCUGUACGGCAUGUGUACUUCGAUCCGUCUGAGGCGACCACCACUCGCAGAUUGGAAACCGCAGUGGUCUCAUCUCACAGCUCAACAUCAAAAGUCACGCUUCCUCUGGCGCUUGAGAUCCCCGGGCGAACGAACAUGCAAGGAAUGCUGACAAAUUUGAGGAAGCCGAGCUUCCAAAACUUGCCCGUGCCGUCUGCUACAGCAGCUUACCGGGAACAAAGGUUCAUCGAGGCAGCGGAAGUUCAGCAGUCUUCCAAAAACGCGAAACACCCCCGCAUUUAUGACAUGCGUCACGCUUCCGGAGACUCCUUUGAUGUGACCGGAGCUGUGGGGACACGGUUCCCUCGCGCCCCAGUGGCCGAGAGGCGCUUGUCGCCUCUUCAGGACUCUCAGAAAAACAACGCGACUCCUGUACAAACGACCACAGAGCCUGUCAUUCGCGUUGAAGCCGAGAGAUGCAACGCAGUUCCCCUUUCGCUCACCAAGUACAUAGGCCCGACAAAAGUUCAGCUGGAAACGUACGGCUUGCUGUGUGGUUUUUCCCUGUACAAUAUUUGGGGGGUUGUGGACGCUUGGGAUGUUGACUGUGAGACCUUUUGCGGCUUCAAAUAUCUCGCGACUAAGAGGUACAUGUGGAAUGUUGGCAAAGAAACCUUGCGGCAGGGCGAGAGUGAAGCCGUGACAGCAGGGAUGGGUCCAGGGUCUGCGGGACGCGUUUUUGCGUUUCGAGAACAGAAAAAAGAAGCUACAGGUCGCACAAAAGAACACACAUGGAGUGUCAAUCGACUUCAGGAGGAGACCGGGAAGAGGGAAGCGCACGAAUCACAACCCGCUGAUGUCGCUCGGGUAACGUCACGAGAAGACGCCCUCGCGACUUGGCGAGAAAACACCUCUGUUGCCGACCAAAUCAAAUGCAUGGAGCUUGCUCUCAACCUCUCCUGCGGUGUCGUCAGAUCCUUUUACCUUGUCCUUCUCCCCGGGCUAAGUGUAGUGAUGGUUGUGACGUCCCUCGCCCUGUUCACUGCUGGAACGUCUCUUGUCAAGAAGGGCAUCCAACUGAGUCAAGAGUUCGCGAGAUGA
Molecule: messenger RNA, 3038 nt
Organism: Toxoplasma gondii ME49
Lineage: Eukaryota; Apicomplexa; Conoidasida; Eucoccidiorida; Sarcocystidae
Gene: IMC3
Product: inner membrane complex protein IMC3
Exons: 1
Coding region: 948-3038 (696 amino acids)
Source: RefSeq, a predicted model, not a curated record